UUAGUUCUAAUAAGGGAAGACAUUUUGGACCUAUGAAUAUGUAUCGUUCAGUAUAUUCUUUCUUCACACCCCAAUUCAUUAUGUGGCUGUGACGGGUACGAACAGUUCUUUUUUUUUUUUUUUUUUUUUUUUCUGUUGUACUAGGCUACAGCAGAAUGGUAACUCCCUUGUAAGACAAACUGGCGCACACAAAACGUGUUGUUGUUUUUUUUGGUUGUUUUUAUUUAUUUUAUUUUUUAAACCACAACAGAAAAGUGGAAGCGCUGUUGCUGAAAACCAAACACACUUCUUCAAAUAUACAAAAAAAGAUCGCACAUGGAGAUUUUGAUACGUUGCUACUAGCGAGCUCUGGGAAGCAUGCUUUUUGCCACUGGAUCCCAGCACCAGCCGGAGGUUCAGCCCCCCGUCCAGUAGCCUUCAACCCGUCCCUGUUAAAAUGAGCGAAGUGAGCCCGGCGACUGGGCAACAAGAGGCGGCUCCAGCGGUACCCAGACUUCGGGCGCACGAUAACCGUACCAUGGUAGAAAUCAUCGCUGAUCAUCCAGCAGAACUCGUGCGGACUGACAGUCCCAACUUUCUUUGCUCAGUCUUGCCGUCCCAUUGGAGGUGUAAUAAAACAUUACCCGUGGCAUUCAAGGUGGUAGCCCUGGGGGAGGUCUCUGAGGGGACGGUGGUCACAGUGAUGGCUGGUAAUGAUGAGAACUACUCUGCAGAAUUGAGAAACGCCUCUGCAGUCAUGAAGAACCAAGUUGCAAGGUUUAACGACCUGCGAUUUGUGGGAAGGAGUGGACGAGGCAAGAGUUUCACAUUGACAAUCACAGUAUUCACAAACCCACCCCAAGUGGCAACUUACCACCGAGCAAUAAAGGUUACUGUUGAUGGACCUCGGGAACCAAGAAGACACAGACAGAAGCUGGAUGACCAGCCGAAACCUGGUUUGUUUUCAGAGCGGUUGAGUGAGUUGGAGCGUCUUCGCCAGACCACAAUGAGAGUCAGUGUCCCGACACAAAACCCCCGAUCCUCUCUCAGCGCAGUGCCUACACCCUUUAACCCACAAGGCCAAACCCAGAUCUCAGACCCCAGACAGGCCCAGUCAUCUCCUCCCUGGUCGUAUGACCAAUCGUAUACACCUUAUCUGAGUCAGAUGACUUCACCAUCCAUACAUUCUACCACCCCGCUCUCCUCCACCCGAGCCACAGGGCUUCCUGCUAUCAGUGAUGUGCCAAGACGCCACCCAGGAGCUUCAGACUUGAGCCCGUUUUCAGACCCCCGGCAGUUUGAACGACAGUUCGCAGGCCUGUCCUCCCUCACUGAGAGCCGUUUCUCCAAUCCCAGGAUGCACUACCCAGCCACCUUCACCUACACGCCCACCCCAGUCACGUCAGGCAUGUCCCUGGGCAUGUCCACAACCACCCACUACCAUACCUACCUGCCACCUCCUUACCCUGGCUCCACCCAGAACCAAAGUGUACCCUUCCAAACCGGCAGCACCCCCUAUCUCUAUUACGGCUCUUCUGGAUCCUACCAGUUCUCCAUGGUGCCGGGGGGAGAUCGUUCCCCUUCCAGGAUGCUCCCGCCUUGCACUAGUGCCUCAACUGGCAGCUCCCUCAUCAACCCCAACCUUCCAAACCAAAACGACGUUGAUCCCGAUGGAAGCCAUAGCAGCUCACCAACUGUGUUAAACUCAAGUGGAAGGAUGGAUGAGUCUGUCUGGAGGCCAUAUUAAAACCAGACAAACUUCUGUGAGCCGUAAAGAACCAUCGGCUUUAGUGACCCAGAUAAUAUGAGAGCAGUAACAUUCAGCUUCGUAAUUUAAAAUGUAUGGUUUUUAAAGCACAAACCAAACUUAUAUUAAAAACCCUAUUUCAAGAAAGCAAUGUUAAACUACAAAAUUAACUAUAGCCUUAAUGGUACAAUUGUGAGAUUAUCUGCAAUGGUACUAGAUAUCAGAAUGUUCUCACAGCAAUAAAGAGGAAUAUGAGACUUUUUGAAAGAAUAUGGCAUUAUCAAAAUAUUUAUGGCCUUCCACUGCAAAUCCAACUGCUGAAAUUGCAAAUCAUGGGCAGGCCAUUAUAUUAAUAAGAACAGAUGGGCCAAGUGCUUCCAUUUGAUUGAAUUUGACUUGUGUUUGUCAUGUACAUAGAGUUGUGUUCUAUUUUAUAAUUGCUGUUUAGUUGAG
Molecule: messenger RNA, 2179 nt
Organism: Polyodon spathula (Mississippi paddlefish)
Lineage: Eukaryota; Metazoa; Chordata; Actinopteri; Acipenseriformes; Polyodontidae
Product: runt-related transcription factor 2-like
Exons: 7
Coding region: 437-1726 (429 amino acids)
Biological process (GO): regulation of cell differentiation; neuron differentiation; regulation of transcription by RNA polymerase II
Cellular component (GO): nucleus
Molecular function (GO): ATP binding; DNA-binding transcription factor activity, RNA polymerase II-specific; RNA polymerase II cis-regulatory region sequence-specific DNA binding
Source: RefSeq, a predicted model, not a curated record